AUGUAUGGACAGUCACAAUCCUCCUUUGGAGAUACAAUAUUCUCCUUUGGGGCAAGUUAUGGAGCCCCUAAUAUGGCAACAAUAAGAACAACAGGCUUUGGAAGCACAGUCUUUGGAAAGGACAAAUUCGGAAAUUCACAACAAACAACAAGUUUUAAAACCACAACAUCAUCAUCUGAUGGUGUUACAUCGUCGGACACUUCUCUCUUUGGUAUACUGCAACAACAGUCGGCAACAGGCGGACUGUCUGGCCAACAUCAGACACAACAGUCAUCUGCUGGUUUUGGUUAUACUACCAGUGGAUUUGGUUCAACUAGUAAUGGUGGUAGUGGUGGCGUUGGCGGACUAUUUGCCCAACAUCAGACACAACAGUCAUCUGCUGGUUUUGGUUAUCCUACCAGUGGAUUUGGUGCAACUAGUGAUGGAGGCGGAUUAUCUGGACAGACACAGCAGCCAAUAAACUCAGCAGGCCUCUUUAGCAGAUCUGGCACAAGUGGGUUUGGUUUACAACAGUGUGCAACACAGAGUAAACCAUUUGGCUUUGGUCAGACCACAACCACUGUAGGAGCAGGAUGUUUGUUUGGUAUGACGCAACCAGCAACAACUGGAUAUGGUGCCACUGGAGGAGACUUCACAGGGACAACUGUCAAAUAUGAACCUGUAACAGGCAUGGUCACUUUGACCAGGGAGCUACGGAUACGGCUGCACGUCGAUGACUGCUUAGCUAACUGCAAAAGUUCAGGCCAAGGAAAAGCUCUAGAUGGCUUUGAUCACACACCCCAGGCGACAAACACCCUGCCACAAAUGCAAGAUUUUGGUGCAACCUCAGAUGGUGGCCCCUAUGAAAGUGGAACAGGCACUGCUGCAUUUGGUAAGACUAGCACUGCUCCGGCCACAGGCUUCUCCUCUAACCAGACCACACAUCAACAAAAAACAGGAGCCUUUACCUUUGGUACCACCCUGACAUCAACGCCAUCACUGUUCGGCUCGACACCACAGCAGCAACAGCAGCCAUCCUCUGGCUUUAGUGGUGGUUUCCAGUUGGGUCAGAACACUCAGCAACAGAAUAUUAAUGGUGGUAGUGGUGGUCUUAUCGGAAACCAGAAACCUGGAUUCUUCCCAUAUCAGAAUACGGAUACUGAGCUGUUUGACAGGAAACCGGCUGAUACGACCCAGUCUAUGAGCACUGGUUGUAGACCGUUUGGUUCGGCCCCGAAUGCUAGUGCUACUCAAAACAAUUACAGCAUCCGUGGGCAAAGAUCAUCAGUAUAUGGCAUAAAUCCUCAUAAGAGUGUCUGGUAUUAUUCUCGUACCCUGACAGUUAGAGGUUUUAACAUCUAA
Messenger RNA from Penaeus monodon (black tiger shrimp), 1341 nucleotides. Its product is annotated as nucleoporin NUP145-like. The transcript is spliced from 7 exons. NCBI's taxonomy places the organism in Eukaryota, Metazoa, Arthropoda, Malacostraca, Decapoda, Penaeidae. Bases 1 to 1341 code for a protein of 446 amino acids. The record is from RefSeq and is a predicted model, not a curated record.